UCUCUCUUUCAUCCUCUCUCUCUCUCCCUCAGAAGCGAGAACCAUGCCUCGCUCCUUCAACAACUCGGGGUCAAAGUUCAUGACCUCGGUGACCCAGAGGCCAUCUGCGCACUUGACCCUCAGAGACACGAGCCCUCAAGGGUUCCCUCCCUACCCCAUCCCCACGCCGGGUCUGCACCAGUCAUGCCGUCAUGUGGUGCGCACGUGGGCCAAUCAGAGCUUCGGAGCGCACCUGCACAACAUGACGCUGUCCAAUGGGAAGCUGCGAGUGCCUCAGGACGGGCGGUACUACCUGUACUCUCAG
Molecule: messenger RNA, 304 nt
Organism: Notothenia coriiceps (black rockcod)
Lineage: Eukaryota; Metazoa; Chordata; Actinopteri; Perciformes; Nototheniidae
Product: tumor necrosis factor ligand superfamily member 11-like
Exons: 2
Biological process (GO): immune response
Cellular component (GO): membrane
Molecular function (GO): tumor necrosis factor receptor binding
Source: RefSeq, a predicted model, not a curated record